Molecule: messenger RNA, 534 nt
Organism: Dovyalis caffra
Lineage: Eukaryota; Viridiplantae; Streptophyta; Magnoliopsida; Malpighiales; Salicaceae
Source: the annotation of a GenBank genome assembly
AUGGCUGCUGAUCAGCUCCACAUACCUGAGAAUCCAUCAAAGAACUUCGACGAAUUCUUCCGGUUUAAGCUUGGACGAGACCCUCCAAGUGAUGCUCGAAAUACUCUUCUGGUGGUGACGACCCUGAUCGCAGCCCUGACCUUUCAAGCAGGAAUAAAUCCUCCAGGUGGGGUCUGGCAAGAAGACAGGUAUUCUCCAGAAAACUGUACUGUUGUUACAGCUGCUAAUAAUUGUACCAUUAUUAGGCAUGCAGGGAAGGCCAUAUUAGCUUCUAGUGAGGCUGCCUACGCCUUGUUCAUCUUUGCCAACACUCUGGCCUUUUCUGCAGCUACCAAUACCAUACUUUUCUUGCUGCUAGACAGCCCUUUUCAAACUGAGAUUAUACUUGCUAUAUAUUCGACGAAUUUCACUUAUGGUUCUUCAAUUGCUGCUGUGCAUCCUCCAGGAGCAGUCAGAUGGGAGUAUAUUUUUAUUGCUUUUCUGCUACCGUAUGUCUUAAGAGUGUUUUCUACUAUUAUUAGGAGGUACAAGUAG